Diatraea saccharalis (sugarcane borer) is the source of this 7262-nucleotide messenger RNA. The record is from the annotation of a GenBank genome assembly. Lineage: Eukaryota; Metazoa; Arthropoda; Insecta; Lepidoptera; Crambidae.
UACAAAGCUUUUAAGACUUCCUUUAUUGAUGGCAAAUUAUUUUAUUGCAAUUUUUUAAUGUUGAAUAAUAUAUGUUCUAAUUUUAAUCAUUAGUUAUUAUGAUUUAUCAGUAAGAAACAUAACCCAAAUAUUGUCUGGGCAAGAUAUUUAUAAAUCCACAUAGUAAUUAGAUUUGUUUUUUUUCUUGCACAUUAAGUCUUUAAUGAUCGUUCGUAAAAUGGUAUUAAUUAGCUAGAAUCAAAUUAGUUUUUUUUUUAUAAAUAACAUCAUUUCUAUUAAAUUUUAUAAACUUGUUUUAUUACAGAUUUAUAUUACAAAAAUAGAUUUUCAUUUAUAACAUUAGAAUGUCGUCUUCACGUCGCUAGCUAUAUCUAAGACUCAGGGUUCGAUUCCUGGUUAGACUGGUGUCGAUUUUUUUCUAUUAGAUUACAUUAUAGUCUCAUAAUAUCGCAUAUCUUAUAAUAUCCUAUAUUAUGAUGUAAACAACUGAUGUUUGUUUCCAAUUUCCAUUAAAUAAAAGCUCUAAUAGCUUUAGUUUUAUUCGUCAUUUCUUACUAUUACUUAUUAUAAACAAAAUAUGUAAAACAUAUAAGUAAUUACUUGCUUGGGCAAGAUGUUUACAUGACGUUGUUUGUAAACAGAAGGUGGAUUUAAGGCCUUGUUCGAUCGAUUUCGAUCGGCAUUGGAUAAUUAAAAGAAAAACAGACAGAGAAACCUUUUAGCACACUUUCUAAAAAGCAAAGUUACAUUGCUAUAAGCAUGCAAUGAUAUCGUUAGAUGUAACAUAUUAUUUUUUGUGUUUUGUUUAUUAUCAUUUAUAUGUGUAAAAAAGGUGUUUUUUAAAAUUUAUUAAUGAGUUUUCUAUCAAAAAUAUGCCUAAUUGUUAAUUUCCUUUAAUGUAGCUACAUGACAUAAGAUUGUUUUUUUUUUCUCACACUUGACUCUUUAUUACUUUGUUUUAAUACUUUUAUUGGAAUGCAUUUUCUAUUGUUUUUAUAGAGUAGCGUUGAUAAGUCACCUCUUUCACUAAAUGUCUGUUCAUUUAUAGAUUUUAUAUACACAACAUUGAGCUUUAAUUGUUAUGCAUGCCAUCUACCGGACCGAAGGACUUUCAAUACGAUUGAUAAUAGAUUUUCCAUUUCCAGAUUGGAUGAGCCCCUUCGACCGCGUGGUCUGCGGUGAGUUCAAUGGACCCAACGGCUGCCCUCGAAGGCGAGGCCGACAGACCUACACGAGGUUCCAGACUCUAGAAUUAGAAAAGGAAUUCCAUUUCAACCAUUAUUUGACACGCCGACGCAGGAUAGAGAUAGCACACGCGCUUUGCCUCACAGAAAGGCAAAUCAAGAUAUGGUUCCAGAAUCGACGUAUGAAAUUAAAGAAGGAACUGCGUGCUGUAAAAGAGAUAAACGAACAGGCGCGCAGAGAACGAGAAGAACAGGACAGAAUGAAGCAGCAACAGCAAGAGAAGCAAGCGAAGCUGGAAGGUCAGCACCACGGGCAUCACGUCACCCACCACCAUGACCCUAUGAAGAUGCCGAUCGACAAAGGGUCCAAUGACCUUCUUAAAGUGAACAAAGUCCCUACGUAAGGUGCUACUGCCACCGCUUAGGAAAAUCCUGACUGAUUCUGUAUCAUAUAGUGUGAACACAAUGGAAGUGUUACGUCCAUGAGGACCCGCGCAGUUAGUCGUUUCGUAUCCACUAGUUUUAUGUUUUGCGGCUGAUUCUAGUUCGCCUCGUUGUGGAGGCGUCGAGUGACUUUAUUUGUAAUUAUAUGUUCCUUUAGUGCGGAGAUGGCUCGUGCCGCUGGGUGGACAGGCUGGUGAUGUGCUUAAAGCAUUUAUUUUGUUGCCAUAACCCACACCUAUUUGCAAUAAUAUUUUACUAAAAUUUACAAAAGCGUUAGAUCGCUCUAAUGUUUACAUAGAUUACCCGAGUGAAUUUCGGUAUUGUUAGAUAAGAUUUAAAAUCUGUGAAUCUCAUAGUAUUUAUUGCUACCACUUACUAUAAUCCAUUAUGUUAUAUAUUUUUUUUAAUUAAUAGAUACUAUAUUAUGUACAUUUUGAUGUAUAUUUUAUUAUUUGUCUACUGUUAGUAGACUGGUUAUGUUUUGUACGGUCACAAUUUUUAUGAGUGUAAAAUUUGUUGUAUUUUCGUCGUUUAGUUUGAAAAGCUUUUUUAACCAGAUUGUGAUUCACUACAAUAGUUAAUUAUGGUUGUUAUAUGAUUUUGGAUUUUUUCAUUUCGUUAAAAAUAAUUAUCUUCAAAUAAAAAUAUUAAUAAUAUCCUGCUUAUAUAAUCCCACAGAAAUUACAUAAAAAAUUAAACUAGUAAUUUACAAAAUACGUAUGGAAGUACAAUCGCGAAUACAUAAAUCGUCGUCAUUAUGUUUUAUAUUUAAUGUCUUUGGGCAGUUUACUAUUAAAAUAAGAUGGUAUUUUUCGAUAAUUCUAAUAAAAGAAUACCAUGUCCAGUUAAAGAAAUAGUUCAAGAACAGAACAAAGAAGGAUUGAUUGGCGUGCGACUGUAUGUUGUCCACAAUCCCAAGUCAUCUAAUGUUCAAAAUUAUAUACGUAACGAUGAUACAUAUAAUAAAUUACAAUAAUGUGACUAAAUAUAAAUUUUACACGUAAUAUUAAAGUUGAUUAGUGUAAGUGUAUUAUACGUAGAUAAAUAGGUAUACUUUGUAUGAUGUAUCGCUAAGAACAUUGAUAGGUAAAUAAAUAAUUAAACCCUGUAGGUCAAACAGUGGUGAAACAAGCAAACAUUAAAACGAUUGCAAUUUUUUAUCGUUUCGAUCAUUCAUUCGUUUACAAUAACCGUGCUCUUUUUAAAGUUUAGUAAAAGUCAUUUUAAUAUUAUUUUAUAUAACAAAAGUCCUUAAACUAAAUGUUUCGUGAGACACCUUUUAAAAUUCCUGCUUUAAGAAUAUUUUAAAUUCCGUGUUGUGCCAAAAUAUCACUUAGCAUUUGACACUGAAAAUCUGCGCCGCGUAUACAUAUAAUUCAAAAUUUGUAUUUAAUUCAAAUUUUGAUUUUCUCAAUCCGAUACGUAACAACAGAACAAACUUUUAGGAUUCUAAAAUUAGCGUUUAUAGUCACCUUUAUACGUAAAUUAAUGUCAGGGUAGAAUUAAAGAAAUAAAUUAAUAGAAUAACUGUAUUUAAAUUGGAGUCUUCGCUUAAUUUUGAUAUUAUCACAUCUCAAUAUCUGUCCACUGUAUUAUUGGUAAAAUAGAGAGUCAAUGUCGUGAUAUCAUUAGUGAAAAUUUAAGUCAUUUGGUAGUUAUAUAAGAGAGAAGUCAUCCAGUCUUAACAACUCUUUUAGUACCUAACUCGACUAAUAUAAAUAUUUAUUGGAAAUAAAAAGAGAAUUUAUUUAAAUUUUAAAACAGAUAAUUAAUAAAUCAAAACCAGUUUUCUUAUUUUUUUUUCAAAUUUGUUAACACUGAACUAAUAUCUCAUUUGUUAGCGCGCAAAUCAUUUCGUAUCAUAACAUAUAAAAAAUAAGGUUGUCUUUAGAUUAGAGUUUAUCCCAUCUUACUUUAAAAAAAUAUAAAAUCGAGAAUGAAAAAUCGAACAAAAUGUACUUAAGUAACUUUGAUAUAAGUAGGCUUUAUAAAUUAUAAUGCAUAGUUAUAAUAUCGUAGACACUUGUAAUAAAUAAGAGUAAACAAUCCGAGUAUUUGAAUUAUAAAAAACGCUUAAAUAUAAUUACGUUUUAGUAUCGUUCUUAACUUAUAGUCUGGAAACUAUUAGUUGAUGCUUCGAUAAAAGUACAUGCGUUCAGGAUGAUAUGUUAUAAAUUAAAAAUAACGACACAAUUUGUGUAUACGAAUUAAAUUGUUAAUUCUCCAAAUAAAAAAAAACUAUGUAGUUAUUAUUUUCCGUUGACAGUUUUUCAUUUAAACAAAAAUUAUGGUUUCGUUAACUUUAUUGGGACAGUGCAAAAUUAUUAUCAUUUAACGUGUUCGUUUUAAUCGAUAAGUUUUUAACGAUAUAUGGUUCUUGUAACAUAGUAAAAUAUACAUUGUAUAUUUAACUGGCGUCCGAUGAUUUACAACGUAUCUCCAUAUUGUUUUUGCAUCGUAAAAAUUUGUAAUUCACGUGAAACAAUGAGCAAUUUACCAAGUAGAUUAUGUACGUUCCCCUUCUAUAAACGUUAUCUUGCCAUAUAGUGUUUCGUCUUAGGUAUUAUAAUAUACCUAGCCAAUCAUAAUGCAGUAUUUAUUUUUUUUAAUUAUUAUUUUGUAAGCUUCAAAAUGUUCAUCAGUUAUUACUUUAAGUUUAUUUUAUUGUUAUCUUUAUAACACAUGUUGGUGUUAACUAUAACAAGACUUCCAUUCUGUUUAGUUUAUAGCGAAUUAAUAUUUUUUUUUAAUCUUAAAUAUAAAUGUAGCUAUGUAUGUAUAUGUAUCUAUAUCUAUAUUUUUGAACAUAGUAAUUAAAAUAUCGUCUUAAUGUUAAGUAAUUGUAAAUAGUCGUGGAAGUUUUAUGUGGCGCAAUUAUAUAUUUUUUUUUGUUUAUAUAUAUAUUUUUCUUUUUGUUUAUGUUAUAACGUAUUUAUGUAAUGAGGUUUGUGUCGUAUGCGCACUUGUCACAGUGACUAGAUUUUUGUUAGAAUUUUUUGUUUAUACGAAUAUUGGGUUAAGUUAGGGACGCUUUGUAAUAAGAAAAAUAAGAUUUCUUAUAUUUUUAUUCGUAACGAUUUUAUUGUUUUGUGUAAUAAAAAAAUGUUGCUAGAUUGCUAGUACAAUUCACCGUAUGUCAUUUGAAUUUGAUAGCUUCUAAAAAACUAUAGAAAGAUAAAAAUUUAGUUAUCAUCAGGGAUAACUAAAUUUCAAAGAAUAAAUAGUCAACAGUAAGUCAGCUUGACUUAUUUUGUUAACCUAACUUACUUCUACGUGUACUAAAAACAAUAGAAUGGAAACAGCUUUUUUUAAUUUUGUUUUAUCACAUAUGUAACUGUUUUCAUUCGGAUACAAAAUCUGUCAAUUAAAUGGCUUUAUGUAUAUUUUUUUUUUCUCUUUUAAACGCGAGAUUUUACUCUCGUAAAUUUGAGAUGUUAUAAUAAUGUUUGAACAAAUUGUCUAGUUUCUGUGGUUUAGUGUCAUAUAGUACGAUUCAUCGUGACCGUGUCGUGGUAUAUAAGCAAAUAGUUGGGUGAUUGUAUAUGAAGCCCGCAUUGAAUAUUGUAAUAUUAAUUUCAAAAAUUCAAAAGAAUAAAGAGUUAAUAAAAUUAUGACUUUCUUUUCAUUUUUUUUUACUUUCAUAAAAUAAGCAUAGGUAUGAGUUAAUUUCAAUUGACGAUUAUUUAUAUUCCCUGUAAACUUUCGGCUCCAAAUGUAUGAAAAAGCUUUUGACUAUUUUUGUCAUUUCAAUACUUACAACUCAAAUGAAUAUAUAGAGUGUUAUUAGUAAACAAUUUAUAGCCGUCAGAGUAAGUUUUCGCUGAAAUUGCAAUUUUAGUAUUAGUCCAAAUUCAUAUUAUACAGAGAAUAAGCAAACCAUCUUGGAGUAAAUAUAACUCCCGUAGAACCUCGUUCUAGGUUAACCUUUGCUAAGUCUCUGUUUAAUAAUAUGAAUUUUGACUAAUACUAAGUGCAGUUUCAGCGUAAAUUUACUCUAACGCUAAACCUUGUUUAUUAAUAACACUGUGAAAAUAAUUCAAUCUUUAUUAAAUAAGAUCGAAUCUAGGCAUAAGGUUUAAAACUAUUGGCAGAUUUUUGGCAUAUUAACGAUUUUAGCAGACUAUCUUUUAUUCUUUGAGUGCAGUUCGGAACAUCUUAAAACCACUUUGCAUUAUCCUCUAUGAAAGUUUCGAUGUAAUGUAAUUUUAACGGUAAGUUAAAAUAGAUUGGCCAUGAAUUUUCUAGAAAUCCAUACAAUAUUUUACUUACGACUAUAUUUCAGAUAUUUGAUCCUUUAUUGAACAUUGAAACAAACAACAACAAAGAAUAUUAAAUGCUUUGUUGGCGUUUAGAGAGAUUUUUUUUUUCUCCAACUUAGUAUUAUGAAAAUUAUCUACCGAGUUGUGUUUGGACAUUAUUCUAUUUUUUUUAUUAAGUGGCCUUUAUAAAUGUCUGUUUUUACAUUGCAUUAUUUUGAGUUAGGAGAAAUGAAGGAAGUUGGGAAAUAGAACGUUCAACUUACUAAUAUCGUUCGGAAUCAUUAGAUUGAUUCUUUUGUCUUAAUACAACUGUACACUACGUUAAUGUAGGUCUUCACUAAUUACAAAUUAAUUUUCUUUUUUAUGAUGAAAACUACAGGUAAUGAUAAAAAUAUUAACUAUAAUGAUAUCUUUUUCAUUAUGAACUGAAGCUCUUCAAAAGAUUGUAUGACCACAAUAAUGCAAUAGCUGCAUAUUAUAUUUUAAGAAUACAAUUGGUUGAUUAAAUAUUUGGGAAAAGAUUGUGGUACAAAUAAAGACAAGUACUCUUUUACUAGGCUUUAUUGUUAUCCAGGGAUGAUAUCAGAUAUUCGUUGAAUAUAACAGGCCUCUCUUUAAUAAGGUACACCUCUCAAUUCACGUUGGCAUGACUUUGCAAUAUAAUAUUUUCGAUGUGAUUUUUGGCAGGUAUUAUUAAUAAUAUCUGUCAAAAAUAUAAUUAAUAAAAAAUAAAGAUUACAAUAUGUACCCGAACAAAAAUAUUAUAAUAAUAACACAACAUUAACAAAGGGCACAAACCUUACAGACAAAAUAUAAAGGCGUUUUGCUAAUAAGAUAUUAAUAAGAAUUUUAAUAUUUAAGUUAAGUGUAUAUUGGUGAAAAGGAACCAUCUAACAUCUACUGCAGUGUAAUGUAAGUAUUGAAGUUUAUAAUAUUAAUAUAAUUUUAUGUGAUAGCUUUUUCUAACGUUAUUGUUUUUAGACCGUUUUCAAAAAUAAGGUAUGUAACAAUAUUUAAUUUACACAAUUUUGCAAGAUGCUUCUAAUAGUGAUGAUGACUAUUUUUUGUUUGUUUGUCCGUCAGGUAGAGUGUUAAAAAGUAUUAAACAGGUAUUUUUUUAUUUUUUUCGUAAUCAUAAAAUUACGGCGUUACAUUGAGUUGAAAUUUCGCAUGACGUCACUUUAGGGUACGUUUUCUACUCAACUGUGACGUAGCGAGCCCCCACUCCUCAACUUUAAUGCCUGUUAUCUAAGCUAUUUCUUGUUAAAUUGAAGUAAAAAAAAAAUACGUAUCUAAUAUUUUUCUAUUAUCUGACUGACGGACUAAAUAGAAUUGCAUUUUUUUUACCCAGUCAUCAUUCCUAUUAUAUCUCAUU